Molecule: messenger RNA, 897 nt
Organism: Closterium sp. Yama58-4
Lineage: Eukaryota; Viridiplantae; Streptophyta; Zygnematophyceae; Desmidiales; Closteriaceae
Source: the annotation of a GenBank genome assembly
AUGACAGAAGCUCAAGCUGAAGAGCUCGUGAACAGCCAUCGAGCUCUCUACGAGCAGGCUCUCAAGCGACGUGAGUCCAUAGCUAACGCUUCCAAGAAGAAGUGUCUUCAUGCGCUCUCAGGUGUGCCACCUCCUAAGAAAGGUGGCCGCUCCGCCAAGCCCGCUAAGAAGAACGGGAAGAAGCAGGGCAAAAAGGGUGGAGGUGAAGCACGUGACGCAGAUAACUUACCUGAUCCUGAAACUACCCAGGAGCCGCCUGAGCCAGAGUCUUACGGUGGCCAACCAACGGGCCUGACUUUCCUGCAGCAGCUUGACGCCAACUCUCAACUGGACCCACCUCCGCUCACGAGUUCUCAGCAGCAGCAUGACCUUCACUUCCUCGCUGACGCAACUACUGGCGCACUGGCUGGAGAAGUUUUAACGGAUAACCGGUCCGCCUUCGACAAGGAGCUAGACGAGUCUAGCGAAGCCAACCAGAAAAUUGCCGCCGCCGAGGCCGAGAGCGAGACUCUUCGUACCCGCGUGGCUGAGCUCGAGGCGGAACUGGCGGUUGACAUUCCAGAGAAGUCUCCUGACAACCCCAUGGUGAACAUAGAUGUGCUGACCAAGGACAAGGAUGGCAACGUCAUCCUGAAGACGAGCCUCAUUUCUAAGGAGUUUUCGACUAAGGCGCUGGAGACUUACACUUGGCUGUCAACACCCGUGGAGCAAAUGGAGUUUUUCCCUACUUGGGAAGUGUUCCAGCCGCAUCUCAUCGUGAAGUACCGACUUUGUGGAGUCAAUCAUGACGAGUACUUCUUCGCAACAGGUGGCAAGAUUGAGUACGAAAAACUGGCGAUGAAGGUAAUUAAGACAAAGCGCUCGAACACGCACAAGAAAAUUCGCUUUUAUGCUUAG